CAGUGUACUUUUCGGGGGGUCCCGAGAUGUUACGUUCCGCGGCUCUGCACUCCUCGCGUUCCCGCCAAAAAGUCAGUGUGAGCAUGGAAUAGCUAUUAACAUAGAUAAUACACUGAAUUUAUUGUUGCUAGUGUAAUCUAUAAAUUAAAUAUGUCAGGUUUGGAAAAUAAAUAAUAAGUUCGUUGUCUAUGUUAAUCGCUCAAGUAUAAAGAUUUCCGUGAAAGGUUAGAAAGUUAAAUUUAAAAUGAUUAGUGCGCUAAGAAACUCUGUACGGGCUUCAGUUACAAGCGUAGUGAGAUUGUUCCAAACGAGUACGCCUCAAGCUACUGAAAAGUUUGUUCAUAAACGUAUUCCUGCUCCAGACGAAGGAGUCCAAGGAGAGAAGAUCAUUGAUCUUGAUUCUGCUCUGAAGACGAAACAAAAUUUAUUUCCAACCUUAGAAUCAGAUUACCAACUGUAUAAUGGAAUUCCCUACAAGGAUCUACCGAUAUGCAAUAUCCGUGUUAGCCAUAACAAUACAAUAUUCACAUUAACCGAACCCGAUGGCAAGGUCAGAAUCAUAAGAUCAUGCGGCAUGGAAGGAUUCAAGAACACCAAAAAAGGAACCAACAUUGCUGCUCAAACUACUGGAAUAACUAUUGCAACUAAAGCUGUUGUCCAGGGAUAUAAUACUGUACGAGUAAGAGUCCAAGGCUUGGGACCAGGGCGAUUGUCUGCAGUCAAAGGCUUACAAAUGGGGGGUUUGAAUAUAGUUUCAAUCACAGAUAACACACAUGUGUCAUGGAAUCCACCAAGAGCAAGGAAAGCAAGGAGAUUGUAAAUCAUAUUGUAAAUAUUUAUUAAAUUAUAGUUAAAAUAAAAUAAAAUUGUCAUAUACAAAA
This is a messenger RNA of Bombyx mori (domestic silkworm), 881 nucleotides long. RefSeq names its product small ribosomal subunit protein uS11m (gene mRpS11). Gene Ontology annotation, biological process: mitochondrial translation. The record is from RefSeq and is a predicted model, not a curated record. NCBI's taxonomy places the organism in Eukaryota, Metazoa, Arthropoda, Insecta, Lepidoptera, Bombycidae. Gene Ontology annotation, cellular component: ribosome; mitochondrial small ribosomal subunit. The transcript is spliced from 4 exons. Bases 245 to 820 code for a protein of 191 amino acids. Gene Ontology annotation, molecular function: structural constituent of ribosome.